AUGGCGGGAAGUGAGCAGGCAGCUGGGCAGAGGUGCCUGCUGUGUCGUGCAAGGAGCCGGGCAGAGACCUCUUGCCCUGCCCGGGGCAUCCUGGGGCAGCCCAUCGCCCGGCGGGUUUCAGGCCUCGAUGUGAACACGUGCAAAGAGCACGCAAAAACCAUCCAGCCUUUUCCCAGGGCUGUUGAAUUGCCCCUUGUCUGCGACCUCCGGGAACGCUUUAGGCUGCGCAGGAGCGCAUUGACCGUCAGAUUCAUCACCAGGAGAUUCAUUGGAGACUACGACCCGACCCUGGAAAUGAUUUACAGACACACGGCCGUCAUCGACGGGGAGAUGGUGCACUUCGAGAUCCUCGACACGGCAGGACAGGAGGAGGAUUCCCUGCAGAUAGAGGAGAAGAUCAAAUGGGGCGACGGCUUCGCUGUGGUCUACUCGGUGACGGACCGGUGCAGCUUCGACGAGGUCAUGCGGCUGUGUUUCCUCAUCAACCACAUCCACUCCAGCCCCAAGCGGAGCAGUGGGGGCGAGCAGCCCCCCGUGGUCAUCGUGGGCAACAAGAAGGACCUGCAGUUCGACAGGAUGGUGUCCACGGAGGACGGCGAAAACCUCUCCAAAGCCCUGAAGCUUCCUUUCUACGAGAUCUCCACCCGGGACAGCUAUGAGGAGACGGUGGCGGUGUUCAACACCCUCUACCAGGAGCUCAUGAGACAGGGGCACUUCUCCCCGGGCUCCUUCAAGAGGAGGACAGUGUCGAAGCUGAUGGAGAAGAUCCCGAAGAUGCAAGCCAGCUCCACCUUGAACUCAGCGGGCCGGAGCCUCAGCUUUAACUCCUUCAGGGACUACAUCCCCGAGUGA
Molecule: messenger RNA, 852 nt
Organism: Leptosomus discolor (cuckoo roller)
Lineage: Eukaryota; Metazoa; Chordata; Aves; Leptosomiformes; Leptosomidae
Source: RefSeq, a predicted model, not a curated record